UGGCGACAGGCAACUUUCGCUCGUACAGAAAGCUUUCGUCUCGACACCGUCGGCUGAUUCACGAGAAAGUAAGAGUAUCUAUAAUUCAGACAUCAGAGGCUCAUACUUCCCCUGUUGUACCACAAUCCAGCAGCAUGGGAGGAGCUCUCUCCAUUUCCUUCCUCUUAAUUCUCUCGCUUCUACUCUUCCUCCUCGCUCGGCCCUCUCAAGCCAUGAAUGCCGUUGUCAUGGACGGCGUCGCCGAGUGGAAAGGCCUCACGGUUCGAGUUGGAGACUCUCUUGUGUUCAGGCACAAACACCAUCUCCAAAAUCUUUACCUCUUCCACAAUAGAAGGGCGUUCGAUCGCUGCAGCUUCUCCCAGGCUGCCCUCAUCUACGACGGCAGCAACUCCACCCGUUUCACGUGGCAUGCUGCCCGCCCAGGCUAUUACUACUUCUCCCCUAGGGACAGCUCUGGAAGGAGAUGUGAGAAGGGCGAGAAGCUCCUCGUGAGGGUGAUAACCCCUGACCUCGCCCCCAGCUUCCCUCCAACAGUCGUCGCCCCGUUCCCCAUUGCCCUGCCGCCCACCGCGGGCGGGGAUUUGCCCUCCCACGGUUGGCCCAUUAGCUCCCCGAGUUCUACCCCCACGCCCGCGCCGGAGGCGGCUGCUCCUUCUUUUUCCGGCCCAUUGGAGCCGAGCAACGGUCACGCCCCCGCGAACGCUCCAUUGCCGGACUCCGGCGGUGGGAUUCCGUUCAUCAGUAGCAAUCCGGCGGUUCCUCUUCCCAGCGACGAGACGGAUUCGGCUACCAUUCUCCCUCUGCCCUCCCCUGGGAAUGCGAACCAGGUGGUGGGACAGGGGUCUCUUCUCCGAGCUGGGACAUCCUGGCUGAUGGUGGUGAUGAUGGUCUUCUUUGGGCUCGCGGCAGAGCGCUAUUUCCCUUUGGGGACUUGCUUUUAAACUGCUGAGUGCUGACAGCCAAACUACUCUGUACAAAUACUAGAACAACCUUCGUGGAGAUGUUAAUUUGCAGCUGUUGCUCGCUUUUGUUCUAAUUUUCAAGUUUAAGAUCUUGUUUAAGGAAGAUCAAACAUUUGAUCAUAAUAGAAAACUGUCAUGUGGAUCAGCUGGGUGUCUUAUUUUUCUGAUACACAUGAGGUCCAUCAGGAUGGCCUAGUUCAUAACUCAUAUUUUUUUCA
This is a messenger RNA of Phoenix dactylifera (date palm), 1180 nucleotides long. RefSeq lists its product as uncharacterized. The record is from RefSeq and is a predicted model, not a curated record. NCBI's taxonomy places the organism in Eukaryota, Viridiplantae, Streptophyta, Magnoliopsida, Arecales, Arecaceae.